UCUCAUGGUGAAUAAACUUAAAUUGGAACGAAACUGCGCUGACUAAACAAUAAAUAAGCGCUAUUUCUUCACUUUCGGUCUCCCAACUCUAGGGCGUUUUUAGUUGAAUGCCAGCUAUGGAUCCCACCAUUUCCGUAUCAAAGGGUUGUUUUGUAUACAAAAAUGGAGCUACGCGGGCCGGCAAGAAGGCGUCUUCCAAGCGCAAGCAUUCGGUCGGGAGCAGCAGCCCCAGCAACCUCUUGGGCACGGAGAUCACUGGGCAGCCUUUUUACGAAACCUACAAUCAGACGUGGCGCCAGAUUAGCUCCCACAUCACAGAUCUUCAGCAGCGCAGCUAUGCCCGAACCCUCGAUCAGCUUGUGGAGUUUGUGGUGAGCCAGGACGCGACGGACGAUCUCCUUCCCACGGCCGCCCUGCUAACCGGCAUUAAUCAACCAGACCACUUAAGCCAGUUCGACGCUCUCACCCGACGCCUGCACGACCAGCGGUCCGCCCAAGUUUGUGUGUUACAGUCCCGGGAUUGUUCUACUCUAAAAGCAGCCGUGGAGUCCAUGGUCUUUGGCCUUGUUGAGGACGAUGGUGGCGAAGAACUAGGCGAGGAAGAGGAGGACGUGGCUGAGCGCGACCGUAAACGCUUACGGCGCUCGCAGUGCACGAUGAAGCAACUGAAGUCUUGGUACAUGAACAACUUUUCAUCAGAACGAAAGCCGUACCACCUCGUUGUAAUCCUGCCUGACUUUGAGUGCUUUAGUGCCGGAGUGCUGCAGGAUCUAAUCCUGAUACUAUGCGCGCAUUGUGAUGAGCUUCCCUUUGUGCUGGUGCUAGGAGUGGCUACCGCCGUUUCAGCGGUUCACGGAACCCUACCCUACCACGUUAGCAGUAAAAUCCGUCUGAGGGUUUUCCAAACUCAAGCUGCCCCAGUGGGCCUCAAUGAGGUUCUCGAGAAAGUAUUGCUAUCACCAAAGUAUGCAUUCCACCUGUCGGGAAAGGCCUUCAAAUUUCUUACUCACAUCUUUCUAUACUACGACUUCUCCGUCCACGGCUUCAUCCAGGGAUUCAAGUACUGCUUGAUGGAACAUUUUUUUGCGGGAAACGCUUUUGCACUCUGCUCCGAAUACAGCCGAGCUUUGAGCAGAAUCCAGCAGCUAACACACACGGACAUGGAGUCCAUUCGACGACUACCUUCGUUCCGGCCAUAUGUCGAGGGCAUCAACGACUGUAAGCGAGUGAUAGCGAUACUCACCGACGACGAGUACCUUAAAAAGAAACUACCGCAGCUACUGCGGGACUGCCAUAUCCACUUCCUGCUCUUUCGCAGUGCGCUCGAGUUCCUCACGGAACUGGUUUGUGACUUGCCACGAUGCCCUCUGGGCAAGCUACGGCGGGAGCUGUAUGUCCACUGCCUUAACAGGCCGCUUGCCUCCACGUCUGAGUUUAAAGAGUGCUGGCAAAUGCUCAGCUUUUUGUCUAGGGACGAAUUCGUGGGAAAAGUGAAGCGAAGUCUGGAGAAGGUUGAGUCAUUUCUGACUGAAGAGAUCGCGCCUUUAGAACUCGGCGAGUCCUGCGCCGCAGUUCUACGGCCACAACUAGUAGAAAUCCGAAGGGCCCUAGAUGAGGUGAUUGAGGCAUCUAUGACGCCAGUUACUGCGUCGAUUUCUGAGGACACCCGACUCCCGUCUACCGACAUCUCCCAAGUGGCCUCCAGGCAGGAGCUAAAAGCCCAGCUUCUUCAGCGCAGCAAGGAGGACAAGCACCGGCAGGAUCAGCGGCAGCCAACCUCGGAAUUUGCUCGCGCCUUGCAAAAGACACUACGCCUCAUCGAGACAAACUUGGUUCUGGAUAAUUUGCGGUGUCUGCAGGAUGCGCCACCUCUUCACGAGCUGUUCGUUUUCAAUGAUAUCGCCACUGUACGCCGGAAUAUAAUUGGUGCUCCGCGGGCGGCUCUCCACACGGCCCUUAACAAUCCCCACUUCUAUCUGCAGUGCAAGUGCUGCGAGCUUCGGGAGCAGUCUCUGUUGGUCAGUACUCUGCCCGAUCUCUCAGUGGCCUACAAGCUGCACCUGGAGUGCGGCCGGAUGAUAAACCUAUUCGACUGGCUGCAGGCAUUUAGAUCUGUGUUGAAUGGCGGCGAUGACGAGAACGAGGAAUCUAACCAGGAGCAAAUAGAUCCUCAGAUACAAGCACGCUUCACCCGCGCCGUGGCCGAGUUACAAUUUCUGGGGUACAUCAAAAUGUCGAAGCGGAAGACGGACCAUGCUACCCGCUUGACCUGGUGAUGCGGAAGGUGUGGAUCCAAGCUCUAGAAUACUGUACUUUUCUAUUUAUUUUUAUUAAGAAAAAUUACAAGUGUGGUGCAUAAUAAAUAAAGAAAAAACCUCUGGCUCUUA
Drosophila ananassae is the source of this 2387-nucleotide messenger RNA. It is a transcript of the gene Orc3, whose product is annotated as origin recognition complex subunit 3. The record is from RefSeq and is a predicted model, not a curated record. Gene Ontology annotation, biological process: DNA replication; DNA replication initiation. Gene Ontology annotation, cellular component: nuclear pre-replicative complex; nuclear origin of replication recognition complex; DNA replication preinitiation complex. The transcript is spliced from 4 exons. Bases 108 to 2276 code for a protein of 722 amino acids. Lineage: Eukaryota; Metazoa; Arthropoda; Insecta; Diptera; Drosophilidae. Gene Ontology annotation, molecular function: DNA replication origin binding.